Messenger RNA from Monopterus albus (swamp eel), 10738 nucleotides. It is a transcript of the gene usp24, whose product is annotated as ubiquitin specific peptidase 24. The record is from RefSeq and is a predicted model, not a curated record. Lineage: Eukaryota; Metazoa; Chordata; Actinopteri; Synbranchiformes; Synbranchidae. Bases 606 to 8402 code for a protein of 2598 amino acids. The transcript is spliced from 68 exons. Gene Ontology annotation, cellular component: cytosol; nucleus. Gene Ontology annotation, biological process: protein deubiquitination. Gene Ontology annotation, molecular function: cysteine-type deubiquitinase activity; protein binding.
UUACGGGUAACAGUAUUUCUGGCGAGCUACUACAGCUUUAGGCUAGAGUCAGGCUAUACCUGUGUUGUCUCAUCAGUGUGCUAUAAUGAGAAGUUUUUUCUCUUUCUGUAUUUUUAGUUUUUAUUUUGGUCCAUCUGUUUACACUUGGAUCACAAGUCACGCCUUUAAAUGGGUAUUAAAUUAAUCUUUUAAAAAGAAAGAAAGCAAACGAAGGAAUGAACGAUUAAUGUUGACAUUUCAUUUUUGUCGGUUUAAUUACUAAAUAUCUUAUCUCUGAUUCUGUCCUUUUCUCGGCUAAAAUUGGCCUCCCUACAUCAUAAAUAUUAGAGCACCAGGGAGGUAAAAUUUCUCUUUUGUUAAACAAUAACCCAUAGAGUUCAACAUUAAGAUCUAGGACUUUCCCCUUUCGCGGUGCGCGCUCCCGCGCGGAGCAUACUAUUCUUAGCGGCCAGAACUCAGCAUAACACCUGUGUCGGCGCUGUUGUGGGGAAGUCGGAUCGUGACAGAAUAGCAGUAGUGGACUGUAAACAUGGCGGCGUGCAUAGCUACUGCGCUCUGCCGAACACCCUAUUACUUUUAGUCUGAGAGCCGGAGACACCCCAAAAAUGGAGACCGAAGAGGAGCAGCAUAUAACGACGCUCCUCUGUAUGGGUUUCCCAGACCCCGACGAGAUACGAAAAGCGCUCCGACUGGCAAAAAACGACAUCAACGAAGCAGUGGCGCUACUGACGAACGAAAGCCCCGGACUCGGGUAUGGAUAUGAACCGAUGGAGAGUGGGCCUGCCCCCGUCUUGGGCUCGAGUGGAGACGGGGAAAACAGCGGGCGGACCGGGACGGGAGGGUUUGACCCCCCGCCCGCAUACCACGAUGUAGUGGAUAGCGAGAGGAGCAAUGAUGAGAACGGGAACUGCUCCGGGGGUAGCAUGGAGUUCCCCACCACCAACCUCUAUGAGCUGGAGAGUCGAGUCUUUACCGAUCACUGGUCCAUACCUUAUAAGAGAGAGGAGUCUCUGGGCAAGUGUCUCAUUGCGUCCACUUGCCUCGCCCGUCAUGGUCUUGCUGACGCUGAUGAGAACUGCAAGCGGUUUAUGGAUCGGUGCAUGUCGGAAGCCUUUAAAAAGUUGCUGACUAGCAGUGCUGUACACAAAUGGGGCACAGAGAUUCAUGAGGGAAUCUACAACAUGCUCAUGUUGCUGGUGGAGCUGGUUGCAGAGAGGGUCAAGCAGGAGCCCAUACCUGUAAACCUGAUGGGUGUCCUGACUAUGGCCUUCAACCCUGAUAAUGAGUACCAUUUUAAGAAUCGAAUGAAAGUGUGCCAGAGGAACUGGGCUGAAGUUUUCGGAGAGGAGGCCAACAUGUUUGCUUUUUCUCCUAGCAACACCUAUCAAAAAGAGCCCCAUGGUUGGUUGGUUGAUUUGGUGAAUCAAUUUGGAGAGCUGGGUGGAUUCUCUGCCAUCCAGAAUAAGCUGAACGCAGAGGAAAUCGAGAUUGCUUCUGUAUCAGCUCUGGUCCAGCCUCUUGGUGUAUGUGCAGAAUACCUAAACUCCAGCCUCGUCCAGCCCAUGCUUGAUCCAGUCAUCCACAAGAUGAUCACAUAUGUACAGAACCUGGAGGAAAAGGACCUCAAAGACAAGCGUCUGGUGAGCAUCCCAGACCUGCUGUCAGCCAUCAAGCUUCUCUGUAUGAGGUUCCAGAGGGAGCUAGUUACUGUGGUGGAUGACCUCCGGCUGGACACUCUGCUGCGUAUGCUCAAAACCCCCCACUUCUCCACCAAGAUGAAUUCCCUCAAAGAGGUGACCAAAUUAAUAGAGGAGAGCACGGUGUCAAAGACGGUUAAAAAUGCCAUUGACACAGAUAAACUGCUAGACUGGCUCGUAGAGAACUCAGUUCUGUCAAUAGCACUGGAGGGUAACAUUGAUCAGGCUCAGUACUGUGAAAGAAUUAAGGGAAUCAUUGAGCUGCUUGGGAGUAAAUUGUCACUGGAUGAACUUUCAAAGAUCUGGAGAAUACAGGCUGGCCAGUCCUCAACUGUGAUAGAAAACAUUCAUACAAUCAUUGCUGCUGCUGCUGUGAAGUUCAGCUUUGAUCAACUCACCCACCUCUUUGUGCUCAUAGAGAAGAGCUGGGAGGUUGAGAGUGACCGUGUGAGGCAGAAGCUGCUCAGUCUGAUCGGGAGAAUCGGCAGAGAAGCUCGCUCUGAAACCACAACUGGAAAGGUGCUGGAGGUGCUGUGGGAGUUGGCUCAUUAUGCUGUCAAGGAGACGGUGAAACGCAGUUACAUCAUUAAAUGUAUUGAGGACAUUAAGAAGACUCACACUCAGGAAAUCAGUAAAGGCAACGACAGUCAGAGUUCAUUUCUUACUGGCACUUGGGGGAAGAAGAAAUCUAACUCUUUGGCGAAAGCUUCUCAGCAGAGCAGUCCUCAGGCAGUCUGGGUUGUUCCUGCUCUCCGUCAGUUGCACGAGAUCACUCGUUCUUUCAUCAAGCAGACCUAUCAGAAACAAGACAAAAGCAUCAUCCAGGACUUGAAGAAGAACUUUGAGAUCGUCAAACUGAUAACAGGAUCUCUGGUGUGCUGCCAUCGACUUGCCAUGACUGCUGCAGGAAACAGUGGCCUCUCAGGCUCGACUCUAGUAGAUGGACGAUAUACCUAUCAGGAGUAUCUGGACAGCCAUCUGCGGUUCCUAGCGUUCUUCCUUCAGGAGGCCAGCCUCUACCUGGUGUGGAACAGGGCCAAGGAGCUCUGGGAGUGCCUGGUGUCGGGGCCGGACGUCUGUGAACUGGACCGUGAGAUGUGUUUUGAGUGGUUCACCAAAGGACAGCAUGACCUGGAGAGUGAUGUUCAGCAGCAGCUCUUCAAGGAGAAGAUCUUAAAACUGGAGGCCUAUGAGAUCACCAUGAAUGGUUUCAGUCUGUUUAAGACCUUCUUUGAGAACGUUAAUCUGUGUGACCAUCGCCUGAAACGCCAGGGAACUCAGCUGUGUGUGGAACGCCUCGACCUGGCAGGGAUGGAUUUUAUCUGGCGCAUCGCCAUGGAAACUCCUGAUGAAGAGAUAGCCAAUGAAGCAAUCCAGCUCAUCAUCACAUAUAGCUACACCAAUCUCAAUCCUAAAAUGAAGAAGGAUUCCGUGUCUUUGCACAAGAAGUUCAUUGCUGAUUGUUACAAGAGACUAGAUGCAGCGAGUUCGGCCCUCGGUGGGCCUACUUUGACACAUGCCGUUACUAAGGCAACAAAGAUGCUGACAGCCACUGCCAUGCCAACUGUGGCCACAUCUGUACAAUCACCAUCCAGAUCCACUAAGCUUGUGAUAAUCGAAAGACUGCUGCUAUUGGCUGAACGCUACGUCAUUACUAUAGAGGAUAUGUACUCAGUUCCUCGCACUAUUCUACCUCAUGGGGCCUCGUUCAAUGGUCACCCUGUCACUCUUCACAUCACCUAUGAGUCAACCAAAGACACUUUCACCUUAGAGACCCAUAGUAAUGAGACAGUAGGAAGUAUCCGGUGGAAGAUAUCAGAGCACCUGAGCUGUCCAGUUGAUAAUGUCCAGAUAUUUGCCAAUGAUAGUGUGUUGACCAUGAAUCGUGACCAGAAGCUGCUUUCCCAACUUGGCUUCAGCGAUGAGCAGUGCCUGACUGUGAAGAGUUCGAGCACUGGCACUCCCUCUGGCAGCUCUGAGUCCUCAGCCUCUGCCUCUAGCAGUUCCAGCUCUGCUGUCUUCAACUCUGCUUACGCCUUGGAGCAGGAGAAGUCUCUGCCUGGCGUAGUGAUGGCUUUGGUGUGUAAUGUGUUUGAGAUGCUUUACCAGCUGGCUAACCUAGAUGAAUCCAGGAUCACUCUUCGUGUAAGGAAGCUACUGCUCCUGAUUCCGACAGAUCCAGAAGUUCAAGAUGCCCUUGACAACUUUGUUCCAAAAGAAUCCAGUGUCUGGAGCCAUCAGAAGACACUGUUCACGCUCGGCCAGGGCACAGGCUCUCGUUCUCCAUCUAUGGCCUCCAAGCAGCAGCACCAGCCCAGUGCUACAUCCAUCUUGGAAUCCCUGUUCAGAUCCUCAGCACCUGGCAUGUCCACUUUCAGAGUGCUGUACAACCUGGAGGUGUUGAGUUCGAAGCUCAUGCCCACAUCUGAUGAUGAGAUGGCUAAAACCAGCAGCAGAUCCUUCUGUGAAAAUUUCCUUAAAGCAGGAGGUCUCAGCCUGGUGGUGAAUGUUAUGCAGAGAGAUUCCAUCCCAUCAGAGGUGGACUAUGAGACCAGACAAGGAGUGUACUCAAUCUGUCUUCAGUUGGCCAGGUUCCUUCUGGUUGGUCAGAGCUUGCCAGCAAUGCUGGAUGAUGAUGUCAUUAGGGAUGGUGACGCGCUGUCAUCCCGUCCGUUUCGUAACGCUGGGCGUACCGGGCGACAGCUGUCUCUUUGUGGAACUCCAGAGAAGUCUUCCUACAGGCAGGUGUCUUUGUCUGAGCGCUCGUCCAUAAGAGUGGAGGAGAUCAUACCUGCUGCUCGUGUAGCUAUUCAGACCAUGGAGGUGAAUGACUUCACCUCCACUGUGGCCUGUUUCAUGCGUCUGACCUGGGCAGCUGCAGCAGGCAGAUUAGAUUUGGUUGGUAGCCCACAACCAAUCAGAGAGAGCCACACCUCUGUUCUGGCACAGGGAGUCCGCACCAGAGUCAGCAGCACUGGAAGUAACUGCAGCUCCAGCAGUGAGGGCGAGGCCACACCGACGGCAUUGCAUGCAGGGAUAUGUGUCAGACAGCAGAAUGUCUCCAUCAAAGAUGCCAUCAUUGCCCGUGAGGCUCUGUCACUGCUGGUUACCUGUCUGCAGUUACGCUGUCAGCAAUUCUGUUCUUUUUACAACCUUCCCUCCGUCAGUGAUUUCAUCAUUGAUAUUCUGCUGGGAUCUCCCAGCGGAGAGAUCCGUCGUGUGGCUUGUGAUCAGCUGUACACUCUGAGCCAGUCUGACACUUCAGCCUUCCCUGAAGUCCAGAAACCCAACUUGUUCCUCCUCUCUGUCAUACUCACUGCUCAGCUGCCACUGUGGAGCCCCACAUCUGUCAUGAGAGGGGUCAACCAGAGGUUGCUAUCCCAGUGCACAGAGUACUUUGACCUAAGAUGUCAGCUUCUGGAUGAUCUAACCACAUCAGAGAUGGAGGUGUUAAAAGUGAGUGCAGCCACCAUGCUGGAAGAUGAGAUCUCUUGGCUCAACAACUUUGAGCCUAGCUGGAGUUCUGAGAUGGAGACUAGCGAGGCAGACAACAUCCUCCUGGCAGGACACCUCCGACUCAUCAAGACUUUGCUCUCACUCUGUGGCAAUGAAAAGGAACAUCUGGGUCCAUCGUUGAUCCAGCAGUUAUUGGAUGACUUCCUGUUUCGAGCUUCACGUAUCAUCAUCAACAGCUCCAAUCCCACUCCUUCCCUGGCCCCCAGCCACGACUUCCACCCCAAGUGCAGCACAGCCAGCAGCAGACUGGCAGCCUAUGAGGUGCUGGUGAUGCUAGCAGACAGCUCUCUGUCAAACCUCCGACUGAUCACCAGAGAGUUACUGUCCAUGCACCACCAGUCUGAUCCCUCUCUCUGCAAGGAGUUUGAUUAUCUACCCCCAGUAGAGAGCCGUUCAGUCUCAGGUUUUGUUGGACUGAAGAAUGGAGGAGCCACAUGUUACAUGAAUGCUGUGUUCCAGCAGCUCUACAUGCAGCCUGGCUUACCAGAGGCUUUCCUGUCCAUUGAGGAUGACACAGACCAGCCAGAAGAGAGUGUCUAUUACCAGGUCCAGUCUUUGUUUGGACAUUUGAUGGAGAGCAAACUGCAGUACUAUGUACCUGAAAACUUCUGGAAGAUCUUCAAGAUGUGGAACAAGGAGUUGUAUGUUAGAGAACAGCAGGAUGCAUAUGAGUUCUUCACUAGCCUGGUGGACCAGCUUGAUGAACACCUCAAGAAAAUGGGUCGAGAACAGAUCUUCAAAAAUACAUUUCAGGGAAUCUUCUCAGACCAGAAGAUAUGUAAAGACUGUCCGCAUCGAUAUGAACGUGAAGAAACAUUCAUGGCUUUGAACCUUGGAGUUACAUCUUGUCAGAGUUUAGAGAUCUCAUUGGAUCAGUUUGUCAGAGGAGAAGUGCUAGAGGGCAGCAACGCCUACUACUGUGAGAAAUGCAAAGAGAAGAGGACCACAGUGAAGAGGACAUGCAUCAAAUCACUGCCCAGUGUUCUCUGUAUUCACCUCAUGCGCUUUGGCUUUGACUGGGAAAGUGGACGCUCCAUCAAAUAUGAUGAACAAAUUAGGUUUCCCUGGGUGCUGAACAUGGAGCCUUACACUGUCUCUGGAAUGGCUCGUCAAGAUUGCAGCGGAGAGGGCGGCGAGGGGCGAGGUGAUGCUGCCUCCGGAGGGUCACCCAGAAAGAAAGUCACAAUUUCUGAGAACUAUGAACUUGUGGGAGUUGUUGUCCACAGUGGGCAGGCACAUGCUGGACACUACUACUCCUUCAUCAAAGAUAGACGUGGCAGUGCCCGGGGACGCUGGUACAAAUUUAAUGACAACAUGGUAGAGGAGUUUGAUAUGAAUGAUGAAACUUUGGAGUACGAGUGCUUUGGAGGAGAGUACCGCCCCAAAGUUUAUGACCAGUCCAACCCAUACCCUGAUGUGAGGAGGAGGUACUGGAACGCCUACAUGUUGUUCUAUCAGAAGAUUAGCGACCAGAACUCACCUGUCCUGCCCAAAAAAAGCAGAGUCAGCAUCAUGAGGCAAGAGGCUGAGGACCUUACCCUGUCUGCACCAUCCUCUCCUGAUGUUUCCCCACAGUCCUCUCCUCGCCCCCCGAGGGCCAACAAUGACCGCCUCACCCUGCUCACCCGCCUGGUCCGCAAGGGAGAGAAGAAGGGCCUGUUUGUAGAGAAGAUGCCUGCCAGCAUUUAUCAGAUGGUGAGAGAUGAGAAUCUGAAGUUUAUGAGGAACAGAGACGUCUAUAACAGCGACUACUUCAACUUCACCCUCUCACUGGCAUCUGUCAAUGCAACAAAACUGAAGCAUCCGGACUACCAGCCUAUGGCCAAAGAGAGUCUCCAGCUGGCAGUUCACUUUCUCUUCCACACCUACCUGCACACCAAAAAGAAGCUCCGGGUGGACACAGAGGAGUGGAUGGCCACAGUGGAAGUGCUGCUGUCUAAGAGCAGUGAAGCGUGCCAGUGGAUGGUGCAAUACCUGGUCGGACCAGAGGGGCGAGAGAUCACCAGGGUUUGUCUGUUGGAGUGCAGUGUGAGGGAGGUGAGGGUGGUGGUAGCAUCCAUCCUUGAAAAGACUCUGGAGAGUGCGCUUCUCUUUAGAGACCCAGGAUUGGACAGUUUGACUGACGUCCUUCUCUCCUUACUGGACAAAGAUGUCCCAGAGAAUGUGAAAAAUUGUGCGCAGUACUUCAGCCUCUUCAGUAACUUCGCUCAGAGGGGUUGCAGUCCUUGUCAGCUGUUGUUGAAACACUCAGCUUAUCGCCGGAUGCUCAUCUUCCUGUUGGGACCCAAUAGGCAGAACAACCAGAACCGGCGGUGGAGUCCAGCUCAGGCUCGUGAGUUUCUUCACCUACACAGCACUCUGGCUUUCAUCACUCUGCAUUCUGACCUCAGCCCACAGCAGACGCAAGCUCCAGGGGGCUUUAAACUGCGUGUGAGUAGUGUCACAUCCUCCACUCCCCUCCUCCCCCUCCACACGGACAUCCUGGUCUCACUUUUCACUCCAGAGGGACAGCCUUACCUUCUCGAGGUGAUGUUUGCCAUGCGCGAGUUGUCAGGUCCCUUGUCUGUUUUGAUAGAGAUGGCGACCUACUGCUCAUACUGCAACGAACCUUUUUCCCUGGGUGUGCUGCAGUUACUCAAGACCCAGCUGGAGACAGCUCCACCUCAUGAACUGAAGAACAUUUUUCAGAUGCUGCAGGAGCUACUAGUUGUGGAAGAUCCUCUACAAUCCCAGAGACUCAAGUAUGCUUUUGAGUCAGAUAAAGGCCUGUUAGCUCUGAUGCACCAGAGCAACAACGUGGACAGCAGGCGCUGCUACCAGUGUGUGAAAUUCCUGGUCACCUUAGCUCAGAAGUGUUCCCCAGCCAAGGAUUACUUCAAGGACUUGUCUGGUCACUGGAGCUGGGCAGUACAGUGGCUACAGAAAAAGAUGACAGAAUAUUACUGGACUCCACAGAGCAACAUCUCCAAUGAGACAUCCACCAAUAAAACCUUCCAGCGCACUAUCUCUGCACAGGACACCCUGGCCUAUGCCACAGCAUUAUUAAAUGAGAAGGAGCAGUCUGGCAGUAGUAACGGCUCUGAUGGCAGUCCAGCAAAUGAAAACGCCGACCACAGCCUCCGACAGGGGUCGGAGUCACCCAUGAUGCUGGGUGAUUCAAAGAGCGAUCUAGAAGAUGUAGAUCCCUAGCUCCUCUAUCCAGCAGGAACCCUCUGAGCAAGAGGCGGCACAGCUCCAGACAGUCGAUCAAGAAGGGCUGCACUUCACCUCUGAUUGGCCAGGACAUUUAGGACUCCACAACAAGCCAAUCAGAAUGCUCAUUCUCUUGGUCACUAGGGCAAUAAAGGAGCUAUGAAUAAAUCAUAAAUUACUUCCUUUCAGAGUAGCCAGGGCCAUGAUGGAGAUGUAUUAUCAUUAAGAGCAUCAGAGUUGAUUAGAGGGAUGUGCAACAACCUUACACAGUCGCAGAUUGACUUCAGUUUGUCCUUUUAUUCAUUCAUUCACAACAGAAUGACAGUGAGGUCGAGGAUGGCACUGGGUUGCGUUUUAACAAUUUUCUGUUCACAUUUGCCAAUAUAUCGACAUAGAUGUAUUCAUUGUAAAGAUUUGUUUCAUAGAUGUAAUUUUCAAUGUAAAACAAUAUUUUAAAGUCUCCUGUGCUCUUCUCCACAGCCAUGAAAAUAGAGAGAGGUCACAUUAGGUGCUCUAGAGGAACUUGCAGACACACAUGCACUUGUACAGGAACAACUUCACACACCAAGCACCUGGGGGGGGGACGGGGCUUAGUAUGCACUUUAUAGUCCAGCCCAGUCUAAUGUGACAUACAGCAGCACUGGCAGUUCCUCUAGAGCCUUGUCUUCUUUUGCUUUGAACAUUUUCUAUUUUCAGUGCCACUUAUGUAGACAUAUUGAAGCCCUGAAAGCAGGUCACUUUGCCUGUGACAUAACCUUUGACCCCUCAUGGCAACAUUACAGUACGGGGCUGGCAGUGCCCUAGAAACAGGACAGAUCCAGGGCCUCAGCAAAUCUCAUAAAAGCAGUGCCAUGGGCAGCACUCUCCCUCUGACUGCUGCUUCUUAUCCUCACUGACAGGCAGCCUUCUGAUGAGCUGGAUUUUAUUCUUCUCAUUGCUGUGUUUUAUUUUCUCUGCCACUUUUCUGCAACUGAAUGAAUUAAAUAUCAAAGAAGAUGAUUAGGACUCAAGCCUUAUGCAAGUUGAGCUGAUCUGGAAGCACACAGAUCAGUCAAGGUGGGCCAUCAGUUCCCAGCCUGAGGGGGAGCUCAGGAGUGUGCUUUAUUGUUUGUUUGUUUUUUUAAGGUGCCAAGGUUACACACACACACACACAGUAACACACUGUAAUAGAACUUAAGAAAAACAUGCAAAUGUGUCAUUGACUUGGCUCACAAACACAAAGGUCGUUGUUACUUCUGCUUCAUCAGGUUUAAGUUUUUUGCCAUUGAAGUUUUGUUUUGCCUUUUUGGAGACACAAACAGGGAGCUGAACCCAAAUGCAGUUUUGCUCGAGAACUGGUCGUGGAUCCAUCAUCCCCACCCUAAUCAUCGGGAGAACUGAAGUGCCUUAACCUCCCGAUCUCUGCCUCCCCCACCUCUGACUCUGUAUGGUCACAUCUCUGGCGGAGGUGUGUACACAUCUGCCACACCUGUCCUCUGUCACGCCAAACCAUUGGCUCCUGAGGUCAAAUUGUCUUGCUGUAGGAGUGUGACAGAGCUUAUUCAUCCUCCUUAAGACCCAGAUAAUACAGGGAAAAGGACUACAAAUGUCACUGCUGGUUGUAAAUUCUGUGUGUUUGGGGAAGCAUGGGGGGUGUAGGUUCUACCUUUAAAAAAACAAACAAAAAAAAAAACAGGGUUUAAGUGACAGGACUGGGUUUUGUUGAUGGUAAAAUGCUUCUUUUCACUCUGCACCCAAGCAGUGACACUUUGUAGACACUGAUUUAUGCUAGAUAGUUUUAAGGAGACCACACUUUCACCUUUCACAUGAGGCAAAACUAGCUUAGCAGAGUAAGACUCAGCUCUAAGAGGUCAGUGUUUACAGUGCAAGGACCUAUGAAGCAAUCGUGCAAAAUAGUUUUCUGUUGGGAAGUCAGUGUGUCGUCCGCACUCUGAGGCUCCUCUGUGUCUCCUCUGUGUCUCAGAGGCAGACGACAGCUGUUUUAACCAUUCCACAUCCCCCCUACUCCAUUUUCCGCUUUCUCUCUCUCUCUCUCUCUAUCUCACUAGAUGUGAAUUUCACUUUGUGCACUCCAGCACGUUUGCAUGUGUGGCAGUAAGUGGUGGUGAAGUUUGUCUUUUCUGUGUGAUGGGGUGGGGGACCAGCCCCCUGUGUUGCUUGGUGUGUAAUUUGGUCAUUAGCGCUUACUGUCACAAACAACGCACCCUCGUUGUGGCUAGUUAUGUCUGAACUGAUGGAGCUGCUGCAUGCAGUCUGUGCCAAGUGAUACGUGGCCUUGGCCAUCCUCUGGGAGUCUCUUCUGAGUUUGCACCUCUGCUACAUCACAACUAAUU